This is a messenger RNA of Ictalurus punctatus (channel catfish), 2658 nucleotides long. RefSeq names its product DEAD (Asp-Glu-Ala-Asp) box polypeptide 20 (gene ddx20). Gene Ontology annotation, biological process: spliceosomal snRNP assembly. Lineage: Eukaryota; Metazoa; Chordata; Actinopteri; Siluriformes; Ictaluridae. The record is from RefSeq and is a predicted model, not a curated record. The transcript is spliced from 11 exons. Gene Ontology annotation, cellular component: SMN complex. Bases 37 to 2430 code for a protein of 797 amino acids. Gene Ontology annotation, molecular function: ATP binding; RNA helicase activity; RNA binding.
AAUAAGGCGCACAGUAUCAUUCAGGGAGUGAGAAGUAUGGCGUCGUGUUUGAGGAAGGCUGCUCAUGCUAUUGAUGUAAGAACGCGAACAGACGAUGUCCUCUCUUCGAGUGGAGUGGAGUUCAGCUCCUUACUGCUUUCUAAACCUGUUCUGAAGGGUUUGGAAGCUUCCGGGUUUCAGAGACCUUCACCAAUCCAACUGAAGGCGAUUCCACUGGGGAGGUGUGGACUGGAUCUUAUUGUUCAGGCUAAAUCUGGCACAGGAAAGACCUGUGUGUUCUCCACCAUUGCCCUGGACUCCCUGAUACUGGAAAAUGCUGCCACUCAGGUCCUUGUUUUGGCUCCGACCAGAGAGAUUGCUGUGCAGAUCCAUGCAGUAGUGAUGGCGAUAGGCAGUGCCAUGGAGGGACUGGAGUGCCACGUGUUUAUUGGUGGACGACCUGUGAGUCAGGACAAACUCCAUCUGAAGAAAUGUCACAUUGCUAUUGGAUCACCAGGUCGUAUAAAGCAGCUGAUCGAGUUAGGAGCUCUGCUGACAGCGAGUAUCCGUCUGUUUGUUCUGGAUGAGGCGGAUAAACUGCUGGAGGAAGGCAGCUUCCAAGAGCAGAUCAACUGGAUCUUCUCCUCUCUGCCGGCGAAUAAACAGAUGCUGGCACUCUCAGCAACUUACCCAGAAUCCUUAGCAAAGCAUCUGUGCAGGUACAUGAGGGAGCCGACAUUUGUGCGACUGAACCCCACUGAUCCCGGACUCCUAGGUCUGAAGCAGUUCUAUAAGCUGGUGCACGCUCAUGCCCUGCCUCAUAAGAUCUUUGAGGAAAAGGUGCAGAAUCUGCUAGAACUGUUCAGUAGAGUUCCCUUUAACCAGGCACUGGUCUUCUCCAAUCUGCAUACAAGAGCGCAGCACUUGGCUGAUGUGCUCUCCUCCAAAGGCCUGCCUGCAGUCUGCAUCUCGGGUAGUUUGAGUCAGGAACAGAGGCUGGAGGCGAUGUCUAAGCUAAAGCAGUACCAAUGUCGAGUUCUUAUCUCCACUGAUUUGACAUCACGGGGUAUAGAUGCAGAGAAAGUGAACUUGGUGAUUAAUCUGGAUGUGCCUCAGGACUGGGAGACAUACAUGCACAGGAUUGGUCGCGCCGGACGCUUUGGAACUCUGGGGAUCGCUGUAACAUACUGUUGUCACGGAGAAGAAGAGAACAAAAUGAUGGCCAUUGCUCAGAAGUACGGCCUGGCUCUUAGCCCCUUACCAGAUCCAAUCCCAGCUGGGCUAAUGGAAGAACCGUGUGAUUGGAAUGUGAUUGUUCAGCCUCCUUCAAAAAAUGACCUUGGCCUUUCCCUUGGAUCCAAUGUAAGAAAAAAACGGCCCAAAUCUGAGCAGGCAGUCUCCAAAUCCCCCAAAGAGCCUAGGAACACACUUCUCACUAAAGAGCAGACUGAUUGUCACAGUCCAGCUAGAACCCAAAAAUCUAAUACUGACAGGAACAAGGUUAAUAAACCUGUCACUGCCCCUGACCACUUAGCCAGUGCUGAAAAUCUAGAGCCUCAUCCAGCUCUUACGAGAGAGGAAAUGCAGGAGGCCCUUCCCAAAAUCCCUCCCCUGCCCUCUUUUAAACCCCAAGCAGUGAGACCGAUUUCCUUCGCUGAGGCCAUGGCUGACUUUGAGAACUUUAUGACCGCUGGCCCUGGACGAUCAGUCGAGAUCAUAAGACAGUAUGGAACACAUGACGAAGUAAACACCAUGGUCGAUGGGCAGUAUAAAAGCAAUGCUGACCGUGGUGCUGGGACAGAUGGUACUUGUAUUAAAUCUUAUAGUGAACAUGAAGAGCAAGUCUUAAUGGAUGGAAUUGCUCAAUCUCAGCAGUCGGUAGGUUCAGUCUCUUGUCCAGUGACCUCUAGGCGCAUGUCUGGCAGCUCUUCUUCCUCUUUAGACAGUGAGUCCGAGAUGGAGACAGAACAGAAAACGGAUGCCUCGGCGUCCAGUUCUGUGUCCAGCGCCCCACACCUGAGCUGUGGACCACAACACAUUGCAAAAUCAACGACAUACGCAGCCAGUGCGGCAAAGCAGCCCAUCAAACUCAGCCCUACUCCUUACAAACCUCAAAUCAAGACUCCUCAUCCUAACAAUCACGCUCCGGCUCUUCAGUACUGCAAGUCAAGGUCAAUGUCUGAGGAAAAGAGUUCUGGGAAGACUGCCAAAGUAAAGGAAGGGAGCUGGAGGACACAGAGAAGGACACAGGAGGACAAUGAGGAAGUGGACAGUGAAUCCUCUCAAGAAGAAGGGAAUGGACAUGAACAGGAUUAUUGGAAAGCAUGUUACCAAGCCUGGGAAGAAUAUUACAACUCUUUGAGUUCAGCCUAUUACUACCGCUCACAUUAUAACUGGCUGGCUGCAUAUCGCAUGAAUGCUGUUUACAUGAUGGAAAUGAUGAAGCGCUGAUUCAACAACAAUAGAAAUGCAAGAAACCUGGUGUCAGAUGUCCAGCACCUGUAGGAGGUCUGAAUCUGAGAGAAUCUGCACUAGUGGCAAAAUGAAAAGUCAGAUGACAAGCCAUUAAGAGAAACUGCUGAAUUAUGGCACUGUUUACUAUAUCAUGGAUCAAUUAAUAAUCCUCACUUUACAGUGUAUUUAUACCAUUGGCUAAUAAAGUUCUCCUAAUUGAAAUAA